Molecule: messenger RNA, 581 nt
Organism: Aspergillus uvarum CBS 121591
Lineage: Eukaryota; Fungi; Ascomycota; Eurotiomycetes; Eurotiales; Aspergillaceae
Exons: 1
Coding region: 48-485 (145 amino acids)
Source: RefSeq, a predicted model, not a curated record
AUCCUGUACAGCACACACAUGCGUUGCUGCGCUGCGCUGCGCUGCACAUGUGUCUAAUGUGUUCUUUGUGUACAUGUAAGUUGCUGUUACUGUGUAGAUUGUGCACACCGCAUGUAGGGGGAACUGCUUUGCGCGAUUGCUGGAAUGAUGGCUACAUGUACAACACAUAUUGCAGCUGCGUCUCUUUUGGCACCGGGCAGGUUUUUUCCUGUCUACUUGGUGGAGUGUGGGCGUCGCCUGGAGGGGCGGACAAGUCAUCCUUGCAUGCGCUGCUGCAUGGUUUUUCUUUGUUCUUUGGCACCUGUCUCCCCCUAGUCAAUACGGGGAUGGGCUCUAAUCGCGGUACGAGCCGAAACCUCUCAACAAAUCUAGGAUAUCUUUACAGACCGAACAACAGAUCGUAUCGUUGUAUUCACGACUAUCACAAGUCUAAGCAGUGUUUCAACUCCAGAACGGAUCAAGUCCCGUCUUUCCCUUGCACUUGAAUUCAAAGCAAAGCCGGGGAAUCCAUGUGUGUGUGUGUGUGUGCCGUCAAGAAAAGAAAAAAAAAAUGAGUAAAAUAACAGAAUGACGUAAAACAA